AUGACUCACUCCAUGAAGAUGAUCAUGUCACUCUUGACUUGUGUAUUAAUUAUUCCCCCCCUUUUCACACCAGCCUUUGCCACUGGCAUAGGCGCUACAACGCGGGAACAGUCAGUUCCCGUCAAUCUCAAGACGCUCUUCCCUGAGAGGCACAUUCCCUCAGAUACUUCCGAUCUGCACUAUGGCCUCAUUACCGUUGGAGCCGACUCCAAGUCUGGCGCGUUAGACCCAGUCAGUUCGGGAUCCGGCAUUCUUCUCGCUGUUGGGGAGUCUCAUGGAUUGGUCCAACUCCAGAAAAGAUAUGGCCAACCAGAUCCUUUUGUCUUCAUUGACUGCCCCGCUGGUGUACUCGACCAACCCGUCAACCAAACCCAGAAAGCUAGAGUCGUCUGUACAAGUCAGGAUGUCGAUGGUUGCUUUAGGGUGAGAGAGCGUGGAGUUGAAGGCACUCUGGUAGAGAUGCCAGAGGAGUGUGCACCAAAUUCGUUUGCUCGAGCAAUUUCCCUGGAGCUUGCUGAAGACCAGACUGUGCCAGACCACCUGGCCAAGCGAUACACCCCCACGUCACCGAUCUACGAGUUCUCCUUUGACUUCAACAAGCACGAGCGGCGAGCUGACGCGAAAGUAGCCAUACGAAUGGAUAUGACGAACGUUAAAGGACACUGGGACGGUCUUGUCGACUAUCUCGGUGUCAAGAAGCGUGACCUCGAGCGCAGAUAUGUUUCGCGUAUCAACACUGACUGGAAGAAGACGUUACAGAAAGGAGACAGGUUCCACUACCAUUCUGGUGAGAACUCGCUAAAAGUCAAGAAGGAUUUAAGUACACCGGUCUUUAGGCAAGCUGCCGGGAACUCCUCCUUAGCGGAUAAGCACCAUGGUGAAGGCAUCGCAGCUUUCGUCGAGGGUAAGGUCGAUGCCAACAUGUACUAUGCUGUUACAGUCAUUGCAACCUCAGCAAGAGGCACUUCGAACGUUGACAUCAAAGAAGCGAGUGGCUACAUCCAAGUCACUGGCCAGACGGAUUUGACCUUUGGAAUUAACGGAUCGGGUCAUCUCAAUAUCAGCAUGGCCGGAAAGGACAACCCUGCCAAGGGCGAGGAACACUGGGAAGCUUUCCAAAGACACACAAUUAACGCCGGGGCUUUCUGGGGUUACAUGAGCCUCACUCCCUUCACCAUUCGGCAAACAUGGUUGGCGACGUCUCACAUUGAUAAGCCUCCAUCCACCGUACUUGGUCACAUGGCGCCGGCGAUCUUGAACGGACGCCUGACUACAGGAGUCAAGACUGACUUGGGCGAAUUUCCAGCCAUGUUUCCUCACGUUCUAUCUCCAGACGAGAUGCACAGUCUGAGAAGGCACCACAAGGAAACCGAGAUGGAGACUUUAUUAAAGGAUACCAUUAUUUACGGAGAUGGAGGCGAGAAAGGCAGCAGCAUCCAAAUCGGGCAUAAUCUCACUUUUGGGCUCAGCGUGGGCUUUGGCAUAUACCCCGAUAUACGGGGCCCGCAACCAAAUUACAAGUCUAACUCUACAUUUUUGCUUGUUACCAGCGAGACAUGUGCCAAUUGGGAUAUCCCACCAGCCGAGAAUGGCCAAGUCUGCCCCCGUGCGACAGCUUCGUAA
Molecule: messenger RNA, 1623 nt
Organism: Fusarium verticillioides 7600
Lineage: Eukaryota; Fungi; Ascomycota; Sordariomycetes; Hypocreales; Nectriaceae
Exons: 3
Coding region: 1-1623 (540 amino acids)
Source: RefSeq, a predicted model, not a curated record